AGACACGGGCUGGCUUUAGGAUUUUCGUGGAAAACAAUUCAAUUGCCUAUUCAAUAAAAAAUUCACAGCAUCUGGAAUCCAUCUGGUCGUGUGGCCAAACAACACAAGGAAGAGAAGACGCCAGCACAGCCCAGCACAGCCAGACAACACAAGAAAAAUCCCUCCUCUCCUCCUCGUCGUCUUCGCCGGCGGCGAGUAGAGCACGCACCACAUUCUUACAAUGGCGGCGCCCCUCGAGUCCGCUUGGCAGUACCUGAUGGGCAACUUCAGCGAGUUCCAGCUCGCCACCGUUAUCACCUUCCUCCUCCAUGAGACCGUCUUCUUCCUCUCCGGCCUCCCAUCCCUCUUCUUCGAGCGCUUCGGUCUCUUCGCCAAGUACAAGAUCCAGAAGAAGAGCAACACCUCUGCUUAUCAAAACAGAUGUGUCCUGCGUCUUAUUCUCUACCAUGUCUGUGUGAACUUGCCUGUCAUGAUUUUCUCCUAUCCCGCCUUCAAAUUCAUGGGCCUUAGGAGUUCUCUUCCUCUGCCGCACUGGACGGUUGUUGUAUCUCAAGUUCUUUUCUACUUUGUACUCGAGGAUUUUAUUUUCUACUGGGGGCACAGGGCACUGCAUACCAAAUGGCUAUACAAGCAUGUUCACAGCGUCCACCACGAAUAUGCUACUCCCUUUGGGUUGACUUCUGAGUAUGCUCACCCUGCUGAAAUUUUGUUCCUGGGGUUUGCCACAAUUGUUGGUCCUGCUCUUACUGGUCCUCAUUUGUUCACCCUGUGGUUAUGGAUGGUUCUGAGGGUAUUGGAGACAGUUGAAGCACACAGUGGCUACCACUUCCCGUGGAGCCCAUCGAAUUUCCUGCCAUUGUAUGGCGGCUCGGACUUCCAUGACUACCAUCACCGUGUGCUCUACACCAAAUCAGGGAACUACGCCUCUACUUUUGUUUACAUGGACUGGUUGUUUGGGACGGACAAGGAUUACCGCAAGGCAAAGGCCAUCGAGGAGAAAGAGGGGAAGACUUUGUAAAUUGUGGGAGCUGCUCUCGUAGUUGAGACAUGAAAAUUGAUGUGUUGUUCUGGUGAUGAUAGCAUUGCGUUCAUGGCAUGAGAGAACCGUCCAUCUUGGCACAGAUGUCACCGGAGAAAAGAUCGAUACUAGAGGUUGAGAUUUCCAUUUCCCAUGUUUUCUAUGAUCAUGAGAUCGAUCCCGGCCACCUUGAUAUGAUUUGUCCUGAAUUAAAUUUGAUGUGCCCUGUAGGGUAUUUUGUGUUUGUUUGGACGGGAUGUAUACAUAACAUGGCAAUGUAAUAUCUAUCUGAACCAGUAGAUUUUCAA
This is a messenger RNA of Phragmites australis (common reed), 1326 nucleotides long. Its product is annotated as very-long-chain aldehyde decarbonylase GL1-11. The transcript is spliced from 7 exons. Gene Ontology annotation, biological process: 4-alpha-methyl-delta7-sterol oxidation; sterol biosynthetic process. The record is from RefSeq and is a predicted model, not a curated record. Gene Ontology annotation, molecular function: C-4 methylsterol oxidase activity; iron ion binding. Bases 221 to 1018 code for a protein of 265 amino acids. NCBI's taxonomy places the organism in Eukaryota, Viridiplantae, Streptophyta, Magnoliopsida, Poales, Poaceae.